Molecule: messenger RNA, 4691 nt
Organism: Syngnathus typhle (broad-nosed pipefish)
Lineage: Eukaryota; Metazoa; Chordata; Actinopteri; Syngnathiformes; Syngnathidae
Biological process (GO): extracellular matrix organization; proteolysis; collagen catabolic process
Cellular component (GO): extracellular matrix
Molecular function (GO): metalloendopeptidase activity; zinc ion binding
Source: RefSeq, a predicted model, not a curated record
AGACAUUGAGACUAUAUAAGACCUGCAUUGAGCACAGAAAGACAGGUGAACUAGAGGAAAAAUGAAUUCUCUUAACGUGUAUAUUUUACUAAGCCUAGCAGCUGCAGUUUACUGUGGACCUGUGUUGCAUUUGACAGACCAAGAUGAAAGCUUUGCAGAGACCUACCUGAAAAAAUUCUAUGACCUAAAGGAUGAAAGUGGCCCAACAGUCCGACAUGGCUUCAGUCAAAUCAACAAAAAGCUGAGUGACAUGCAGAAAUUCUUCGGUUUACAAAUCACAGGGACGCUGGAUGCCGAUACCAUGGAAAUGAUGAAGAAGCCCCGCUGCGGCGUUCCUGACGAAAAGGUUUCCCGUUUCUCUAUUUUUGGACCCAACUUCAAGUGGCAGAGAAAUAGUUUGACAUACAGGAUCGAAAACUACACACCCGACAUGUCCCAGCCAGAAGUUGAUGACUCCAUAGAAAGAGCCCUGGAUGUUUGGGCCAAAGUUACUCCUCUUAGAUUUAUGAGAAUCUACAGUGGCACAGCGGACAUCAUGAUCUCCUUUGGUCGCCUGUCACACGGUGAUUUUUACCCCUUUGAUGGCCCCGAUGGAACUCUGGCCCACGCUUUUGCUCCAUCUCCUGGCAUUGGAGGUGAUGCUCACUUCGAUGAGGAUGAGACCUUCACCUUUCGUUCAAAUUCUGGAUACGUUCUCUUCCUGGUAGCAGCCCAUGAGUUUGGUCACGCAUUGGGAUUAAGUCAUUCUAAUGACCCUGGUGCCCUCAUGUACCCCAUAUACACCUACACAAACCCUUCCAACUUUCGUCUACCUCAAGAUGACAUCAACGGCAUCCAGUCUCUUUACGGUCCCAAUCCUGAUACGGAUCCAGAUACCGAUGAAGACAAUCCUGAGCCCCCCGCAACUCCUGAUGCUUGUGACUCAAACCUGGUGCUGGACGCUGUGGCCACCCUACGAGGAGAAAUGUUGUUUUUCAAAGACAGGUUCUUUUGGCGAGUGUAUCCUCAGAGCAGGACACCUCAACAAAUUUUUAUCACCAACCUAUGGCCCAAUGCCCCCGAUAGAAUCGAUGCUGCUUAUGAAAGCCAACAGUCAGGGAAUAUUUUUCUUUUCAAAGGUGGUCAAGUUUGGGCUUUCCGGGGUUAUGAUCUUGUUCGAGGAUAUCCGAAGGCAAUAUCAACGUUCGGUCUGCCCUCAAGAGUGACAAAAAUCGACGCAGCUCUUUACGACGUGGAGUCAAGAAAGACACUCUUCUUUGUUGGCAGAUCUUACUACAGCUAUGAUGAAGCCAGUAAGAAAAUGGACGAUGGAUUCCCCAAACGUGUUGACGAGACCUUUUCUGGCUUAACCGGGAGUGUGACAGCAGCUUUUCAGUACAAUGGUUUUACUUAUAUCUACAGUGGCCCUCAUAUGUUUGAGUACAGCCUGAGCACCGGAACGUUUUUCCGUUUGUUGGGAAACGACUACUUCUUGCCCUUUCACAUGCAAGCCAUUUUUAUGUUUCAAAAUUUAUAUUUUGUCUUUUAUUUUGCAGGGUUACCUGAAUCAUUCUUCAAUUUAACAGAGGAAAGCGGACCUUCCAGACGUGGGAUCAGUCAACUCAGCAAGAGGCUUAGUGAAAUGCAAAGAUUCUUUGGUUUACAAAUCACAGGAACCCUGGAUGCUGAAACCUUAGAGAUGAUGAAGAAGCCUCGCUGUGGCGUGCCAGAUAAUGACUUGGCCAGUUUCUACUUUGGAAAUAACCUCAAGUGGCAGACAAAAAGUCUGACAUACAGGAUCGAAAACUACACACCAGACAUGUCACGAUCAGAAGUCGAUGAUUCCAUUGAAAAAGCCUUGAACGUUUGGGCUAAAGUUACUCCGCUUAAAUUCACUAGAUUACACAGCGGCACAGCAGACAUCAUGAUUUCAUUUGGUCGCCAGUCUCAUGGUGAUUAUUACCCGUUUGACGGCCGCGACGGAACACUGGCCCACGCCUUCGCCCCAUCGUCCGGCAUUGGCGGAGAUGCUCACUUUGACGAGGAUGAGACCUUUACCUUCCGAUCAAAUUCUGGAUAUGUCCUUUUCAUGGUAGCAGCCCAUGAGUUUGGUCACUCCCUGGGCUUAACUCAUUCUGAUGACCCGGGCGCCCUCAUGUACCCCACGUACUCAUAUAGAAAUCCCGACACUUUUGUCCUGCCCCGCGAUGAUGUCAAAGGGAUCCAAAGUUUAUACGGCCCGAACACAGAUACUUCUCAGCCAGCCCCUCCACCCCCCACAACUCCCGAUGCUUGUGACUCAACCAUGGUGCUCGAUGCCGUGGCAUCCUUGCGAGGAGAAAUGCUUUUCUUUAAAGAUAGCUUCUUCUGGCGAAGAUACGCUCAGAGCAGGUCACCUCAGCAGAGUCGGAUCAGAAACUUUUGGCCCAGUGCUCCAGUCAAUAUCGACGGUGCUUACGAAAACCAACAUUCAGACCGAGUUUAUAUCUUCAAAGAUCAACAAGUGUGGGCUUUCUCCGGCUACAAUCUGGUUCGUGGUUAUCCCCAACAACUGACUACAUUUGGUCUGCCCAGAACUGUGAGAAAAAUCGAUGCAGCUUUCUAUGAUGUGCAAUCUAGAAAGACUCUGGUUUUUGUGGACACUUAUUACUACAGUUUUGAUGAGGCCAGAAAGAGUGUGGACAGGGGAUUCCCCAAACGGAUUGAUCAGACCUUUUCUGGUCUUAGCAAAGUGACGGCAGCGUUUCAAUACAGAGGUUUUACCUACAUCUACAGUGGACCUUACAUGUUUGAGUACAACUUGGCCACGGGACGAUUGUUUCGUGUACUGAGAAACAGCUACUUCUUACAUUGCAAACCUGAUAUCCCAAACACUAGUUCAGGAAAUAACCAAGGGCAUUACAAGUGUGCAGAGCACAAGAAGAUUUUUUGCAUGCACUUUAUGUGCAGGAGGAUAAUAAUUAUGGAAGGCCCAUCAGUUGUCAAAGUUGUGUUGAUGUUAACGGCAGUAGCUCUCAGCCGAGCUGUGCCGACCCUCCUAACGGGCGAAGAAGAUGUCGCUAAAGCUCAGGAUUACCUUUCUCAAUAUUUCUCCGAAGUUGGAGUCACCACUGGUAGCGAGACAUAUCGUGCCGGUCUAGAUUCCUUCACAGACACUUUGAAAGCGAUGCAAGAGUUUUUCGGCCUGGAGGUGACAGGACAGUUGGACACCAACACCAUGGAGGUGAUGUCACAACCUCGGUGUGGUUUCACCGACUUGAAUAUAUUCAAGUAUGGCCAUUUUGAUGGGCAACCAAAGUGGAACAAGAACGUGGUCACAUGGAGGAUCACUGAAUAUACACCGGACUUGAGUCAAAGUUUUGUGGAUGCCACACUUGCCAAGGCUCUUCAGAUCUACAGUGACGUGGUUCCGUUGGAUUUCAAGCAGAUUCAAACGGGCACUGCAGACAUAAUGAUCAAGUUCAAGGCUCACGAUCAUGGAGAUUUUGCACCUUUUGACGGGGAGGGUGGAGUGUUGGCUCAUGCUUUUUCCCCCGGUGGGGGCCGAGGAGGCGACACCCAUUUUGAUGAAGAUGAAACCUGGAGUCUUACAUCAUCAGGGGUCAACCUGUUCUUGGUGGCAGCACAUGAGUUUGGACAUGCACUCGGAUUAUCCCACUCUAAGGUUCGAUCGGCCCUAAUGUACCCCACCUACCAGUUCGUUAACACCGACGGCUACGUGCUCCCAGAUGAUGACCGACAGGGAGUGCAGGAAUUGUACGGAGUCAGAGCAUCAACUAAACCGACAAGUAACCCGGAACCAAAACCACAACCUGAGCCAGAGCCUGUACCUACGCAAGAACCUGAACAAGAACCUGACAGGUGUAGCCGCGAUCUCAUGUUUGAUGCUGCAACUUCCAUACAGGGUCAUCUUUAUUUCUUCAAGGGCACCCAUUUUUGGAAGAGGAGCACCAACUGGGAUGGUGUCACUACGAAAAGAAUCGAUUCUGUCUUUUCUGGAAUCAACACAGUUGAUGCCGCUUAUGAGUACAAGAUACGCAACACAGUUAUUUUGAUUGAAGGGAACCGCUACUGGAAAGUCUUAAGAAACAAAUGGCUCUUACCUGGCUAUCCCAAACCUCUCACCGACUUUGGCUUGCCUGCAUUCGUCACCAAAGUAGAUGCUGCCGUCCACAUUCCCUUUGUGGGAAGAACCCUCUUCUUUGUAAACAACAAAUACUAUAGCUACAACGAACGGAGAGGCCGAAUGGAUCGUCGGAACCCGAAAUUGAUUCGCACAGAGAUCCCGGGGAUUGGAUACAGAGUUGAUGCUGCUUUUGAGUACAGAGGAUACCUGUUCUUUUCGUAUGGAUCCAGGCAGACACAAUACAAUUAUAUCAGAAGAAGAGCCCUUCGCACCCUGAUGAGCAGUGACUGGAUGGACUGUGACUAAACCGUCAGCCAAGUCUUCCAUCAUUUAGGGUUAGGGGUUACAUUGAAUCACAAUAUUAAUCAAUGGUUGAUACCAAUUCUCAUCAAGUAGAUUAUAAGGGAUUUAGCUUUCGUAGAAAAAUAUAAUCAGAUAGUGGUUAUCGGCAUGGGCUAAAAUAAUGCUACAUAAUGGCAGACCUAGCAUUAUGUCAUCUUUAAUUGCUAUGGAAAUAAAUGACAAAUAAGAAAUGUAUGUGUGAAAAACGUUUUAUUACACUAAAAAUAAAAUAUCUGUAAAUAAA